Podarcis raffonei (Aeolian wall lizard) is the source of this 10759-nucleotide messenger RNA. It is a transcript of the gene LRP5, whose product is annotated as LDL receptor related protein 5. Lineage: Eukaryota; Metazoa; Chordata; Lepidosauria; Squamata; Lacertidae. Gene Ontology annotation, molecular function: Wnt-protein binding; Wnt receptor activity. Bases 72 to 5051 code for a protein of 1659 amino acids. The record is from RefSeq and is a predicted model, not a curated record. The transcript has 23 exons. Gene Ontology annotation, biological process: canonical Wnt signaling pathway.
GGGCUGGAGUGAAGCGGGAGGCUCCCAGCCCCCUUCCCCCCUCUCCUUCCCAGAGCGGCAGCAGCGCCUCGAUGAGGAGGCGGCGAAGGAGGAGGUGGGGAAUCCGGAGAGCGCCUCCCUCCCCGUCUGCCGAGCGCGGCGCACUCGGAGCAUGGAGCCCGCCUGAGCCACUCGGCGGGCAGCAGCUGCUGCGGCACAACAUGGAGGCGGCAGCGCCGCCGCCGCGGCUGCUGCUCCUGUCCCUGCUGGCCGCCGUGGUGCUUCGGGGCAGCUUGGGCGCCGUCGGGGCUUCUCCCCUCCUGCUUUUUGCUAACCGGAGAGAUGUCAGACUGGUGGAUGCUGGAGGAGUGAAGAUGGAAUCAACUGUUGUUGUCAGUGGCUUAGAAGAUGCUGCAGCAGUGGACUUCCUGUACUCACAGGGUGUUAUUUACUGGACCGAUGUGAGCGAAGAAGCCAUCAAGCAGACUUAUUUUAAUCAAACUGGGAACCUGGUGCAGAACGUCAUCGUGUCAGGUCUGGUUUCCCCAGAUGGCUUGGCAUGUGACUGGAUUGGGAAAAAAUUGUACUGGACAGACUCUGAAACGAAUAGGAUAGAAGUUGCUAAUCUCAAUGGAACAUCUAGGAAAGUUCUCUUUUGGCAAGACCUUGACCAGCCAAGAGCAAUAGCCCUGGAUCCAGCUCAUGGGUACAUGUAUUGGACAGACUGGGGGGAGACACCUAGAAUAGAGCGUGCUGGAAUGGACAGCAGUGUUCGGAAAAUAAUUGUGGAUUCUGACAUUUACUGGCCUAAUGGACUCACCAUAGAUCUUGAGGAACAAAAGCUUUAUUGGGCUGAUGCAAAACUGAGUUUCAUUCACAGAGCAAAUCUGGACGGCUCUUUCAGGCAAAAAGUUGUGGAAGGUAGCCUCACACACCCGUUUGCACUGACGCUGGCUGGGGAUACUUUGUACUGGACGGACUGGCAGACUCGCUCCAUUCAUGCCUGCAACAAAAGGACGGGAGAGAAAAGGAGAGAAAUACUAAGUGCACUAUACUCGCCAAUGGACAUCCAGGUUUUGAGCCCUGAAAGGCAGCCGUAUUUUCAUACACCCUGUGAAGAUAAUAAUGGGGGCUGCUCCCAUUUGUGCCUGUUAUCUCCAAGAGACCCCUUUUACAGCUGUAACUGUCCCACUGGAGUCCAACUUGAAGAAGAUGGCAGGACCUGCAAAGCGGGCGCUGAAGAAGUGCUUUUGCUUGCCAGAAGAACAGAUUUACGAAGAAUUUCCUUGGACAUGCCAGAUUUCACCGACAUCAUUUUGCAAAUAGAUAAUAUCAGGCAUGCUAUUGCGAUAGACUAUGAUCCUGUGGAGGGUUAUAUAUACUGGACUGAUGAUGAUGUCAGAGCCAUUCGUCGGGCUUUUCUCGAUGGGUCAGGAGCCCAAACCCUUGUGACGACAGAAGUAAAUCACCCUGAUGGCAUAGCCGUAGACUGGGUGGCUAGAAACUUGUACUGGACCGACACUGGUACCGAUCGCAUUGAAGUUACGCGGCUGAAUGGGACAUCGAGGAAGAUCAUUAUAUCGGAAAACCUAGAUGAACCUAGAGCAAUAGUGCUUAAUCCUGUGAUGGGCUAUAUGUAUUGGACAGACUGGGGUGAAAAUCCGAAAAUUGAGUCUGCUUAUUUAGAUGGUUCUGAGAGGAAAGUUCUGGUGAAUACAUCAUUAGGGUGGCCUAAUGGUUUGGCGUUGGAUCUUGAAGAAAAUAAACUUUACUGGGGAGAUGCGAAGACUGACAAAAUUGAGGUAAUAAACAUGGAUGGAACCAUGAGAAAAACUCUCAUAGAAGAUAAACUUCCACAUAUAUUUGGAUUUACUUUGCUGGGUGACUACAUCUACUGGACAGACUGGCAGAGGCGGAGCAUUGAAAGAGUUCACAAAAUAAGGGCAAGUAGGGACAUAAUCAUCGAUCAGUUGCCAGACCUGAUGGGCCUUAAAGCGGCAAGUGUCACUAAAGCUGUUGGAACAAAUCCAUGUGCCGAGAACAAUGGAGGCUGCAGCCACCUGUGUUUCUUCACCCCUCAGGAGUGCAGAUGUGCCUGUCCCAUUGGACUGGAGCUGCUGAGUGACAUGAAGACCUGCAUCAUUCCAGAAGCCUUUCUUGUUUUCACCAGCAGAGCAGCCAUUCAUAGGAUUUCUCUUGAAACAAACAAUAACGACGUAGCCAUUCCUCUUACUGGUGUCAAGGAAGCUUCUGCGCUAGACUUUGACGUGUCUGACAACAGAAUCUAUUGGACAGAUAUUAGUUUGAAGACAAUAAGCCGAGCUUUCAUGAAUGGAAGUGCAAUUGAGCAUGUGAUUGAGUUUGGCUUGGAUUACCCUGAAGGAAUGGCUGUGGACUGGAUGGGGAAGAACCUUUAUUGGGCAGAUACUGGGACCAAUAGAAUUGAAGUGGCACGGUUGGAUGGGCUGUACCGACAAGUUCUGGUGUGGAAGGAUUUGGACAACCCAAGGUCUUUAGCUCUUGAUCCAUCUAAAGGGUACAUGUAUUGGACAGAGUGGGGUGGUAAACCAAAGAUUGUUCGGGCAUACAUGGAUGGUACAAACAGCAUCACUCUUGUGGAUAAAGUGGGCCGUGCCAACGAUCUCACUAUUGAUUAUGAAGAUCAAAGACUCUAUUGGACUGACCUCGACACAAGCAUGAUCGAAUCAUCAAAUAUGCUUGGACAAGAGAGGGAAAUAAUAGCUGAUGAUCUACCUCAUCCCUUUGGCCUAACUCAGUACAGUGACUUCAUCUACUGGACAGAUUGGAACCUUCACAGCAUAGAAAGAGCGGACAAGACAAAUGGGAGAAACCGGACGCUAAUUCAGGGACGUCUGGAUUUUGUGAUGGAUAUAUUGGUUUUCCACUCAUCGCGGCAAGAUGGCUUCAACGACUGUGUACAAAACAACGGACACUGUGGGCAGCUGUGCCUGGCCGUACCCAAUGGCUAUACUUGUGGCUGUGCAUCUCACUACACGUUGGAUCCCAACAGCCGGAACUGCAGUUCACCUAGCAGCUUCUUACUGUUUAGUCAGAAGACUGCAAUAAGUCGAAUGAUACCAGAUGACCAGCAGAGCCCAGACAUCAUCCUUCCUAUCCAUGGUCUAAGAAAUGUCAAGGCUAUUGAUUAUGAUCCAUUGGAUAAAUUUAUCUAUUGGGUAGACGGACGCCAGAAUAUUAUUAAAAGAGCCAAAGAUGAUGGCACUCAGCCUUUCACAGUCAUGAGUACUCCCAACCAAAGUCAAAAUCCAGAAAAGCAGCCACAUGACCUGAGUAUUGAUAUUUUCAGCCAUACUUUGUACUGGACCUGUGAAGCCACAAAUACAGUCAACGUCUACAGACUUAAUGGGGAGCAGAUUGGAGUUGUGCUACGGGGAGACCAUGACAAGCCAAGGGCCAUAGUAGUAAAUGCUGAGCGAGGAUAUAUGUAUUUCACCAAUAUGCAAGAACGAGCCCCGAAGAUUGAGCGUGCAGCCUUGGAUGGAACAGAACGAGAGGUGCUCUUCACUACUGGCUUGCUCCGGCCUGUUGCCCUGGUGGUUGACAACAAGCUGGGGAAGCUUUUUUGGGUAGAUGCAGAUCUCAAACGAAUUGAAAGCUGUGAUUUAUCAGGAGCAAACCGUGUGACGCUACAAGAUGCCAACAUUCUUCAGCCAAUGGGACUGACAGUAUUGGGAAAUCAUCUCUACUGGAUUGACCGCCAGCAGCAGAUGAUAGAAAGAGCUGAGAAAACUAAUGGGUACAAGAGGACAAGAAUACAAGGUCGAAUAGUUCAUCUAACUGGCAUUCAUGCAGUUGAAGAUGUCGACAUGGAGGAAUUUUCUGCACACCCCUGUUCCCGGGACAACGGUGGAUGUUCACACAUCUGCAUAGCGAAAGGAGAUGGAACGCCAAGGUGCUCCUGCCCAGUUCACUUGGUCCUUCUACAGAACCUCUUAACAUGUGGAGAGCCUCCCACAUGUUCUCCAGACCAGUUCACCUGUGCAACUGGGGAGAUAGACUGUAUCCCUAUGGCAUGGCGAUGUGAUGGGUUUCCUGAAUGUGAUGAUCAGAGUGAUGAAGACAGCUGCCCAAUUUGUUCAGCGUCCCAGUUCCAGUGUGAGAAAGGGCAGUGCAUUGAUGCACGCCUAAGAUGUAAUGGAGAAAUUGAUUGCCAAGAUAAAUCUGAUGAAGCUGAUUGUGAAACAAUUUGUCUCCCAAAUCAGUUCCGUUGUGCCAGUGGCCAGUGCAUUCUCAUAAAGCAGCAAUGUGACUCCUUUCCAGACUGCAAUGAUGGCUCUGAUGAACUUGCAUGCGCAAAAAGUAAAUCGCCUCCUGAUGAGUCACAGCCCCACAGCAGUGCUAUUGGGCCUGUCAUUGGUAUCAUUCUUACCCUUUUUGUUAUGGGAUCAAUGUACUUUGUUUGCCAACGAGUGGUAUGUCAGCGCUAUGCUGGACCCAAUGGACCUUUCCCACAUGAAUACGUCAGUGGCACUCCUCAUGUCCCUUUAAAUUUUAUCGCUCCAGGGAGUUCUCAGCAUGGCACAUUCACUGGCAUCUCUUGUGGAAAAUCUAUGAUCAGCUCCAUGAGCCUGAUGGGGGGAAGCAGCGGUGCCCCUCUUUAUGACAGAAACCACGUAACCGGGGCCUCCUCUAGUAGCUCAUCCAGCACUAAAGCCACCUUCUAUCCACAGAUUCUGAAUCCACCGCCUUCACCAGCCACUGAUCGCUCCCUCUAUAACACAGAAAUGUUCUAUUCUUCAAACAUUCCUUCAACAACAAGAUCUUACAGGCCCUAUCUUAUACGGGGGAUAGCUCCACCAACUACUCCGUGCAGCACUGAUGUCUGUGACAGUGACUACACCACGAGCCGGUGGAAAGCCAAUAAAUACUACAUAGACCUAAAUUCAGACUCAGACCCUUACCCCCCUCCUCCUACCCCUCGCAGCCAGUACAUGUCAGCGGAAGAGAGCUGCCCGCCGUCUCCCGCCACAGAGCGAAGUUACUUCCACCUCUACCCGCCUCCCCCAUCCCCUUGUACAGACUCUUCAUGAUUUCAGCAGAAGGAACUUAUCUUUUUCCUGUAAAUAUAUUUUAAAUAUGAACACAGAUUUUUAAAUAUAUAUUUUAUGAUCUAAAAAACGGGGUGGGAACUUUAAAAAUGUGAAUAAAAACGGGUGGGGCCAGGGCUGUGAAAAUUGUACAGCGGAAUAAUAUUUAUAAGUUGUGUUUUUGUUUUAUUUUAAUUUAAUAUCCAUUAUUUUUGUGCCAUAUUUUGCCUUUGCAUUGAAGUCACAAAAUUAAUUCGACCUCCAAAGGAGGUGGGAAAUGGGGCAUAGAUACCUGGAGCUUUUGAAAUUGCUGUUUUGAUUCAGUAAAGGGGAAUGUACAAGCGGCGGGGGGUGUGUGUGUGUCAAGUAACAAAAAAGAGGGAGUAAAGAUACUGUGUGAAUGAAUGGCAAAGUUGUUUGAAAUAUACAUUCAGGAUAUUUUUAUUUUUUAUUUACUUGAUCGUAGGUAAUUAACCACAAAAUGUACUUUUCUUUGGGGAUGUUGCAUUCCAAAAGAAAACGAGAAGAAGAAAAAAGGUCUGUCCCCCUGUUUUUAUUCCAUCAUUUGCUUUCCAGAGAAAGCCGUCCAGGGGUCAAGGUGGAAUUCUGAAACUCGCUCUCACUUUAUACAUUGCAAACCACUUUUUGCUGGGAUGAAAUAAGCAUGCAGCCAGCCUACUGGACACCUUGGUGCUGCACACAGUCCUGUCAGGGUUCUGAGAACCUGAGUGUCAUUUUAGUUGGGGGGGGGGGGGAGUAAAGAAGCCCUGAGUUCGGCUUUGCAGUUGCUAAGAAGGCAUGUGGCUAAGAGACCUACGAUAGAAAUAGAAAUGGAAAAUCCAAAAAGUGAUACCACUAUUUCUUAUCAUGCUCAUCUAAAAGGUCACAGUGGGCUAGCUUCUGUGAGAUUUCUCUUCUACCCCCACCCCCAGCCCACUUUUUUUUGUCCCAUUGAGUUUUUGCACAAAAAUUCCAAGCUUUUGUAAAAAGAAAUUUAUUUCCAAAAUUAUGACACACAUACUUAGUUGAUUAAAAAAAAAGUCUCCAGUUCAUUGAGCAACAGAAUUAUGUAAUAGAGUGCGGAUUAAUGGAUAUCAGAUACAUUUUCUUCUGUCAUAUGCUGGAAGGGGUGCCUUUUCUGGAAUGAUGCCUAUCAUAAAAAUCAGGAUGCAUCAUCUAUAAGCAGCACGCAGACUUUCCCCAGAAAUAUUGUUUUUGUUCACCUGCAGACUUGCGCAGAUUUAGUUGAUUAAUCCGCUAAAACUCGUGUGCUUCAUCUAGCUCCAUUUGCAUCAAGAGGUGCAUGUCUGUAGAACAUUUUUGUGUGAAUGGGCUUCUUCUCAUGACUUUGCAUCCGCAGACCUGUCCUUUAUUUGAAACUGAAUAAGCAAGCCUCCUCUUGACUUUUGGUUCUCCCACACCUGCUGGAUCAGGGCACAUUUCAAAUCUGUUUUUGUGCUUAGGAAGAGAGCAACACGUCUUGUGCUAUCUGCCUCUAAGUUUGCCUUUUUCGGUGUUCAGACUUGACUGCCUUGUACAGAAUGUUUGGAAACUUAAGUAUUAUGAGGGCUACAAUAUGAACAAGUAAUGAUAAGGAAAGGAAAGAAAGAACUAAAAUCACAAUAUGUUUUCACAGCUGCAGAACAGCAGGUGCAGCAGACUUUUGAACAGCCUUCAUGGCACUGACAAGGAUGAAAAAUGUUCCUUUUUGAACUCAUAGCUGAUUUUUUUGCAAUUUUUUUUUGACUGAGCAUGAUGUGAAACGCCUCCAAACCCUCGCCAGUAUUUCCUAUCUUACUGAGCGGGUGGAGUUUGACGUUCUGGUGUUUAUCUUACCAUUCCUUUCCUUAAAUCUCUGCUUCCUAAGCAUUUGGACUGAUGCUUAGAUUCGGCAGGACGGGGUGGGGUAUGUCCCUCAAGAAAUUAUCCUUUCCUUCUCUUGCAAAGUUUCAGCGUGGUGGAUGAAGAACUAUAAUUAUUUGCAAGUGCUAACUCCACAAAUACUGCAAAUGUCUGUGGAUACCACAAAAUCAAUAUCCUGCUCCUAUAAACUGUAGGGUGCCAUAGACAUGAGAGUUCUCCUAGCAGUUCCAGCACAGGCUCUGCUUGCGGUAAUGCAUGUAGUUGGCUCUGGUCAAAGUCAUUCAUAAUAGCAUCUUAACUUGUUAAGUAUUCUCAACAAAUCCCUGAUUAAUGAUGUAAACUGAGAAGCAGGAAAGAAAGGCCAUAUCCAAUUGUCUCAUAUCCAACUAAAUUAUAAGCAAAGCAUGCAUGUAUAUUUUACAGUUGAGAGAUUUCCAUCCCGUUGUUUGACUUCAGCAUAACUGUGUUUAAACUUUCAUGUGGCAUUUGUAAAGAGGUUGCUAUUUUAACUCUUAACAUUGCAGGCCUAAUUUAUGGUUGUCUUGCAAGUGACACUGAACGUUAAAAGACAGAUAUUUCAAUAAACUGCUGAUUUCAAAAGAAGGAAAAUAAAUCCACAAAUUAUUGGGGAUGUUCCCCUACAUUUUCAGAAACACAUUAUUGUGCAGUGAGCAGAACAGGGAACCAUAAGCAGAUGGGAAAUAGCUACUGUUGCUCUUAGUGUAGGCCAGUCCUAUAGUAGUUUCUGCACAUGCGUGAGAUUUUGUAAACUGUUGCUUCAUUUUCUUCCAAGGGUGAGAUGUAAAAUUCAUUUGCAUCCAUCCCAUGGUCUUCACAGAACCGGAGAAAAUACUAUGUUUGGUUUUCUUGACCAAAGCUGCGUCGCUUGAGUUAUAGCCCAUUGAUUUCAACAAGCCUGUUUAAUAAUUUGCAGGAUCGUGGUUACUAAAUUUUGGUAUGAAAUGCUGCAACAUUUUCAAAUAAGCAAAUUGCAGAGAAGUGCAUGCCACACUUUCAUCACUUGGGGUCACCUUUCCGUCUAGUAUAUCCAUGGAAAUGUGAUUCCCCUCCCCUCUUUCACAAACUCCCCACUAAUGGAGAGUUAGAAUUUGUGAUGAGUUCAGAAGUCUUUCAUUUUGUAUGUUCUGAGCCUCAUAUUGGUCAGUUUCAUUGGAUAACCCCGGGCUCUUGUAUUCUGAGAAGAAAUGUCUUUGCUUUAUAGUUUGCCUGUAAUUGACAUACUUUGAGCCAGCAGAGCCAUCAAGUGCAUUUCCAGUAAAUGAACAGCAUGAAAGCGUUUGUUGCGCAGCCCUGAAUUUUAAUUUUUAAAUAUAUACUCGUCAGUACUGUGGGCUAGGCUAGAAUUCAUUUCCUUAUUUGACAUAGAUCUCAGGGCAACACACUGCGGCAUAGAGGAAUAUGUGACACACAAAGUCAAACAAUCAAUUUUGGACAAACGUACAAUUUAUUUAUUUUUAAAAAGUGAAUUUGAAACUAAGUACUGAAACAUCUAAUUGCAGAAAUGGCAAGAUAAUUGGCUUGCAUAAAUGAUGCUUUGAACUCAAGCACAGAUUUUUUUUUGUGGGAGGGGAUGACUCCGCCUUGUGCUAUCAAACAAGAUGAUCCAUGUCGUUUGAUUUCACUGUAAGUUUUCAGCUUUGCACAUUAAAACCCAAGAAGCAGCACAUUAUUUUCAGACAAAGUUGGUACAACCAUGUCCAGACAUCUUAUAAUACUUCCCUGCAAAGGGGUCACUGGCUGUGUGUGGCAUUCCUUCACCCAAGAACACUUGUCCAAAACUUUUAAUUUCUUUUGAGGUGGUUGGUGGAAGCUCAAUGGCAAGCCUCUUUUUCACAAAGUAGUUUCUGAUUCUUAAAAGCUCUCAGAUCUGUUGCCUACCGAUAGAUGCACUAACCACAUGUCCUAAUCCAGCCUGGAAGUCAAUUUAGUCUUGACAAGCACCCUGGCAUACAUACCUGCCUUUUUUUUUAAGAGAAAAAAGUAGACCUAAAAGCUUGCUUAGUUUACCCUUGCACCUGAAAAGAAACUAUUGAAAAAUAAAGCGUAAUUUUCUGCAAGUAACUCCGACUGAGUUCGUUGGGGCUUACUCACAAGGAAGUGGAUAGCAGCCUAAGGCCAGGAGCCAUUUCCCCCAGAGAUCCCCUGUGGUUAACUUUUUCAAUGUGUGCCUGCAUGUGUGCUUGUGUGCUGUGGAAAGAAGGGUGUAAGGUCGAGCUUACUUGUAAAAUAUUAUCUGUGGAAAAUACUUUGUAAAUAAUGUAAUUUGAAGUAUUUUGCAAUUAGAAACAGAACAGUUGUGGAUUUAAAUAAAUAAAUAAACCUAUUGGCCUGGAACAAAAUGAAGCAAAAAUAAAAAAUGGGGCUAGCCAAUUGCAACCUAGAGAUCCUCCCCCCUUGAAUCUGCUUGCUUCGUUAGGUGCCGCAAGGCAGCCACAGCAACUUCUACCUCUUCUGUUACCUGCCUCUUUCUGCCGUGCAAUACACCUGGUGCUGUGCCCGUUUCAGUAGGCACACCAGGGAGAUGACAGAACCAUGGGGAGAAAGGGAGCAGGAGAAGCAGCUGCUGCCUCAUUGCACACGGCAGUGAGAAUCUUAGAGGUGAAAUGGGGGCAUUUCUGGGUUGCAAAUGGGUGACUCCAAGGAAGACAUCUUAGAAGAUGGGGGUAGUGCUUUGCUGUUCCACAUGAAAUUGAGAGGGCAUUUUACACAGAAAUGAAACCCAGGCUGCUUUCUGUAUUGUAUCUAAAUAUUUCUUGCAAUUGCUGCUAAUGUAAAUGGACAUGAAUAUAUACAAAUAUUGCCAAGAAUGGUUAUAAUAGACUCACGCCAAUCUUUUUUAUAUUUAUAUUGUAAAAUGUACUCAGCAAACAGCCUAAAUAUUUUAGCUUUAUACUUGUAUCCUUUUUGUAGACACAAUUUGUCAUACACAGGAAAAAGUGCCUUUGGUAUUUUUCAGCAGCCUAGCAUAUUGACUUGGGCAGAUUAUAACAAAGCCUUAAACAGCAAGUUGCCUCUUACUCAUUGUGUUCCACUGGUUAAUUUUUCAGCAUGCAUCGUGCUGCAAAAAUGUGUUAAUGCUCAAGUCAUUCCAAACAAAGGCAUCCGUAUGAUGGUGGAAUUAAGUUUAUUUGGACAUCAUUAAUGCAACAUCACUAAAUGUUGACUUUAGAAAGUUGGUGUGAUUUGUGGCAAACACUUCAAAGUAUCCUGUGGGGGAGUUUUGCUCUAUCUCAAGGGAACUUCCACUAACCAACAUGUAUCCCCAUUUCCUGGGAGUCCUAGUGUUCAUAUUUUUACUGGUUAUGCUCUCAGUAUAAAAUUGUAUGUGACUUUUUGUUUUUUGUAUGCGAUUGCUGCAAAGUACCAGUUAUGAAGUUAGAUUAACAUGUUCCUCACAAGGAAUGUUACUACUAAUGUUUUAAAUAACACUAGGUUAAAGUUCUUUGCAUCGCCAGCAGAAGAGUUAUUAAAAUCACUGUUUAUAGAAUGUGGCGUUCUAUAAAGAGGACUGGUUGAAAAUACCCUUUUAACUGCACAUACACACCCACACUUUGGUAUGCAAGCAACAAAACAGAGCAAAGUCCAGUUGGGCUGGAUUGUGUCAUAAAAUUGAACAUACAGUAAGCAACCUUGAUGCUGCAACUUAUCAUUGUUCCAUAUCACCAAUGCUAAAGUGUUGUUUCAAGUUUCUGGCUUCAUAUAUAAAUAAACAUCUGUAAAGUUAAUUCUCUACAUUUUGUAUUAUAGAUUUUGUUGGCAUUGUUUUGUAAUUCAAACUCUGGGGAGGAUUGUUUGACACCUCCCUGCAUAAAUGAUUUUUCAUGUAA